Molecule: messenger RNA, 6875 nt
Organism: Balearica regulorum gibbericeps (East African grey crowned-crane)
Lineage: Eukaryota; Metazoa; Chordata; Aves; Gruiformes; Gruidae
Source: RefSeq, a predicted model, not a curated record
GUACAUUCUGUUUGAUGGAGAUGUGGAUGCUCUCUGGGUUGAAAACAUGAAUUCUGUCAUGGAUGACAACAAGUUAUUGACCCUGGCAAAUGGGGAGCGGAUUAGACUUCAGUCGCACUGUGCUUUGUUGUUUGAGGUUGGUGACUUACAGUAUGCAUCUCCUGCCACCGUAUCCCGCUGUGGAAUGGUCUUUGUAGAUCCUAAAAAUCUGAAAUAUAAGCCCUACUGGCAGAAGUGGAUACAAGGAAGAGGAAAUGAGCAAGAGAGAAUUGAAUUGGAUCGUCUCUUUCAAAAAUAUGUGCCCUACCUUAUUGAUAUGAUUGUAGAGGGAAUUGUGGAUGGCAGACAUGAAGAAAGGCUGAAGACCAUUGUUCCUCAAACAGAUUUAAAUAUGGUGGUCCAGUUGACUGUGAUGCUGGAAGCUCUAGUUGUGAUACAGUCUGAUGAUCCUGAUGUUCUGGAGUGUUUUUUCUUGGAAGCUUUGUAUUCCUCCUUAGGUGCUGCUCUUCUUGAUGCUGGGAGAAUUAAAUUUGAUGAAAAAGUUAAACAUAUUUCCUGCAUGCCUACUGUUCAUGAUGACAACAUCCUGGCUAAGCCAGGGGAGCUGCCAGGUCAGCUGCCAACUUUGUAUGACUUUCAUUUUGAUGGAUUUCAAAAAAAGUGGGUACCCUGGAUGAAACUUGUUCCUGAAUAUAUUCAUAAGCCUCAAGUAAAAUUUCUUGACAUUCUAGUCCCUACAGUGGAUACAACACGCACUACUUGGUUACUGGAACAGAUGGUAAAAAUAAAACGUCCAGUUGUUCUUGUAGGCGAAUCGGGUACAUCUAAAACAGCAACUGCACAAAACUUCCUAAAAAAUCUGGACAAAGACCUUAAUCUGCUGCUAGUAAUUAACUUCUCUGCUCGUACAACAUCAACGGACAUUCAACGAAACCUAGAGACAAAUGUAGAGAAACGAACAAAAGAUACUUACGGUCCUCCUAUGGGAAAACGUCUCAUUGUUUUCAUGGAUGAUAUGAAUAUGCCAAGGGUUGAUGAGUAUGGCACACAGCAACCCAUUGCCCUGUUGAAGCUGCUGCUAGAGAAAGGUUUCUUGUACGACCGUGGUAAGGAGAUGAACUGUAAACUUCUUCGAGACCUGGGUUUUAUUGCUGCCAUGGGGAAAGCUGGAGGAGGUCGGAAUGAAGUUGACCCUCGAUUCAUCUCACUCUUCAGUGUUUUUAACAUACCUUUUCCUUCUGAGCAAUCACUGAAUUUGAUCUAUACCUCCAUCCUGAAAGGCCACACCGCGGUGUUUAAUGAGUCUAUAUCAGCCAUCACUGACAAGAUUACUCUGUGUACUUUAGAGCUGUAUAAAAUGAUUAUUCAUGACCUACCCCCUACUCCUUCCAAAUUCCAUUACAUUUUUAACCUGCGGGAUCUUUCCAGGGUCUAUAAUGGACUUACUCGCACAACUCCAGAAAGGUUUCAAACGGUGACCCAGAUGGUGAGAGUUUGGAGAAAUGAGUGCCUGAGGGUUUUCCAUGACAGGCUGAUUAAUGAAGCAGACAAAGCAUUGGUACAAGGCCAUAUAAAAAAUUUGAUUGAAGAGAAUUUCAGAGAUGACUUGGAGCAGGCCAUGAGGGAUCCUAUUCUUUUUGGAGAUUUCAGAAUGGCACUGAGUGAAGGAGAACCUCGUAUUUAUGAAGAUAUCCAAGACUAUGAUGCAGCAAAAGCUCUCUUUCAGGAGAUUUUGGAGGACUAUAAUGAAGUUAAUAUUAAAAUGAAUCUGGUUCUUUUUGAUGAUGCCUUGGAGCACUUAAUCCAUGUACAUCGCAUCAUACGGAUGUAUCACGGCCAUGCCCUGCUCAUAGGAGUGGGAGGCUCAGGAAAACAGUCUCUAACGAGACUGGCUGCCUAUACAGCUGGAUGUGAGGUAUUUGAGAUCAUCUUGAGUCGAGGAUAUGGAGAAAAUAAUUUCCGAGAAGAUUUGAAAAAGUUGUACCAGAAGCUGGGCAUUGAGAACAAGUCAAUGGUCUUCUUGUUUACAGAUGCCCAUGUAGCGGAAGAGAGUUUCCUGGAACUCAUCAACAACAUGUUAACUUCAGGAAUGGUGCCAGCCCUGUUUCCGGAGGAUGAAAAAGACACCAUACUAAGUCAGAUUGGAGAUGAAGCUACUAAAGCUGGCGCGAACCCAGCUAAAGAGAGUGUCUGGCAAUAUUUUGUAAACAAAUGUGCAAGCAACCUUCACAUUGUCCUGGGAAUGUCCCCGGUUGGGGACAGUCUGAGAAUGUGGUGCAGAAAUUUCCCAGGUCUUGUCAACAACACUGGUAUUGACUGGUUCUUGCCCUGGCCCCCCCAGGCCUUGUAUGCAGUUGCACAAUCCUUUGUCGGAAAUAGCACACGCAUCCCAUCAGAAAGCUCCAAGUCGGUGAUUGAGCACAUGGUCAUGGUGCAUGAAUCUGUAGGUGAUUUCAGCAAGAGGUUUCUGCAGAAACUGAGACGUAGCAACCAUGUCACACCAAAGAAUUACCUGGAUUUUAUCCAUACUUACUCAAAAUUGCUGGAGGAGAAAAACGAGUUCAUUUUAGCACAAUGUAAACGGCUGCAUGGGGGCUUAGUUAAACUGAAGGAAGCUAGUAUACAGCUGGUUGAGCUGAACAAGAAACUUGCUGAGCAAAAGAUUGUACUAGCAGAAAAAUCAGCUGCUUGUGAGGCUUUGUUACAAGAGAUUUCAUCAAACACAGAAGUCGCUGAGGAGAAGAAAAAGCUGGCUGAAGAAAAAGCUAUGGAGAUACAGGAACAGAAUAAGAUUAUUGCUAUGGAGAAGGCGGCUGCUGAGACAGCUCUGGCUGAAGUCAUGCCUAUUUUAGAAGCUGCCAAACUGGAGCUUCAGAAGCUUGACAAGUCUGAUGUUACUGAAAUCAGAUCCUUUGCAAAACCCCCUAAGCAGGUGCAGGCUGUUUUGGAAUGUGUUCUUAUAAUGAGAGGUUACAAAGAAUUAAACUGGAAGACAGCCAAAGGAAUGAUGUCUGAGGCAAAUUUCCUGCGAUCCCUGAUGGAGAUAGAUUUUGAUGGAAUUACUCAGAGCCAAGUGAAAUCUGUCCGAGGUCUGUUAAAGAAUCUUAACACUACCUUCACUGAAAUGGAACUUGUUAGCAGAGCAGGACUGGGAAUGUUAAAGUUUGUUGAAGCAGUGAUGAGCUAUUGUGAUGUAGUUAAAGAAGUCAAGCCAAAGAGAGAAAAGGUGGCUAGGCUAGAACGGAACUAUUACUCAACUAAGCGGGAACUGGAAAAGAUAAAGGCAGAGUUGGCUACCAUUCAGGAUGAGCUUAAAGCUUUGGGGAACAAAUAUCAAGAGGCAAUAAAAGAAAAGCAACAGUUACAAGAAGAAGCAGAGAUUAUGCAGAGAAGAUUAAAUGCUGCUGACAAGCUCAUCUUCGGCCUGAGAUCUGAGAACAAGAGGUGGACAAAGGAAUUAGAGGACUAUGAAAUACGAAAGGUGAAGUUGCUUGGAGACUGUCUACUCAGCGCUGCCUUUCUGAGCUAUGAAGGAGCAUUUAACUGGGAGUUUCGUAAUGAAAUGAUCUAUCAAGUGUGGCAAGAAGAUAUCCUCUCACGAGAGAUUCCUCUCAGUCAACCGUUUAGGUUAGAAAGCCUCCUGACUAAUGAGGUGGAGGUUAGCAGGUGGGUUUCCCAAGGAUUGCCUCCAGAUGAGCUCUCUAUCCAGAACGGCAUCCUGACAACAUAUGCGAGCCGCUUCCCACUCUGUAUUGACCCACAACAACAGGCAUUACAUUGGAUUAAGAAGAAAGAAGAAAAAAAUAACCUGAGGAUGGCUUCCUUUAAUGACCCAGAUUUCCUUAAACAACUAGAACUGGCCAUAAAGCAUGGAAACCCUUUCUUGUUGCAUGGUGUUGAUGAAUACAUUGAUCCUGUGAUAGACAAUGUCUUAGAGAAGAAUAUCAAAGUUGCACAGGGGCGAAUAUUCAUUGUCCUGGGUGACAAAGAGGUUGACUAUGACAGUGAUUUUAGAUUGUACCUGAACACCAAAUUAUCAAACCCAAAGUAUUCUCCCUCUGUGUUUGGCAAAGCUAUGGUUAUCAAUUAUACAGUUACACUAAAGGGCCUAGAGGAUCAGUUGCUCAGCGUUAUCACAGGUUUUGAAAGAAGGGAAUUGGAAGAACAGAGAGAGCAGCUCAUCCAGGAGACAAGUGACAACAAAAACUUGCUGAAAGAUCUGGAAGACUCUCUCCUUCGGGAACUGACGUCUUCCACAGGAAACAUGUUGGAUAACUUGGACUUGGUGCAAACCCUGGAAGAGACAAAAUCCAAAGCUACUGAGGUGAUUGAAAAACUGAAUCUGGCUGAGACGACAGCGGUGGAUAUUGAUCGUCUUCGAGAUGGCUACAGACCAGCUGCCAGGAGGGGGGCUGUUUUAUUCUCUGUUCUGUCUGAAAUGGCACUUGUCAACAUCAUGUAUCAGUACUCAUUGGUCUCCUUCUUGGAGGUUUUUGGACUCUCUCUUCGGAAAUCCAUGCCCAGUCCUAUUCUUCUUAAGAGGUUAAAAAACAUCAUGGAUACACUGACUUUCAACACCUAUAACUACGGCUGCACAGGUUUGUUUGAGAAGCACAAGUUACUGUUCUCCUUUAAUAUGACUGUCAGGAUAGAACAAGCUGAUGGCAGAGUUCCACAAGAAGAACUUGAGUUCUUUUUGAAAGGCAAUAUUUCCCUGGAGAAGAGUGCACGAAAGAAACCGUAUGCUUGGCUUCCAGAUCAAGGCUGGGAAGACCUAAUUCGCUUGUCUGAACUAUUUCCCGAGAAAUUUGAAUCGCUUCCAGAUGAUGUGGAAAAAAAUCCAGAUGUAUGGAAAAAUUGGUAUGAUACAGAUGCUCUGGAGCAGAUGCCCUUCCCCAUGCAGUACCAGAACGAUCUCACAAACUUUCAGAAACUCCUACUUUUACGGUGUUUCCGGGUGGACCGGCUCUAUCGGGCAGUAACGGACUAUGUUACUCUAACAAUGAGUGAGAAGUAUGUGCAGCCCCCUGUGAUCAGCUUUGAAGCUAUCUUUGAGCAGAGCAGUCCUUACUCACCGGUCGUUUUUAUCUUAAGUCCUGGCUCUGAUCCUGUCAGUGACCUCAUGAAACUGGCUGAGAGGACAGGCUUUGGAGGGGAUAGACUCAAAUUGCUAGCCAUGGGACAAGGCCAGGAACAGAUUGCUUUGCAGAUGCUGGAGAAUGUGGUGGUUCGUGGAGAGUGGCUAAUGCUGCAGAACUGUCACCUUUUGGUGAGGUGGCUUGUCAAUCUGGAGAAGGCACUGGAGAAAAUUACAAAGCCUCACCCAGACUUUCGCCUCUGGCUGACUACUGACCCGACCGAGGGCUUCCCAAUUGGAAUACUGCAGAAGUCAUUAAAGGUUGUGACAGAACCACCUAAUGGUCUGAAACUGAAUAUGAGAGCCACCUACUUCAAAAUUCCCCAGGAAGCCUUAGAGCAGUGCCCACAUCCUGCCUUCAAACCCUUAGUCUACGUCUUGGCGUUUUUCCAUGCUGUGGUUCAGGAGAGAAGGAAGUUUGGGAAGGUUGGCUGGAACGUCCCGUAUGAUUUUAAUGAAUCUGAUUUCCAGGUCUGCAUGGAAAUUCUUAACACAUACUUGACGAAAGCUUUCCAACAAAAUGACGAUAAUAUCCCCUGGAGCAGUCUCAAAUAUCUUAUUGGUGAGGUUAUGUAUGGUGGGCGUGCAAUUGAUAGCUUUGAUCGGCGCAUUCUGACCGUCUAUAUGGAUGAGUACCUUGGUGACUUCAUAUUUGACACAUUCCAAGUGUUUCAUUUUUAUAAAAAUGACAAGGUUGAUUAUAAAAUUCCACAAGGAACUGUAAAAGAUGACUUUGUUGAGGCGAUAGAAUCUCUGCCACUUGCUAAUACUCCAGAGGUAUUUGGUCUUCAUGCAAAUGCUGAGAUUGGCUAUUAUACACAAGCCGUUCGCGAUAUGUGGUCUCAUCUUCUUGAGCUGCAGCCUCAGACAGGUGAAAUUGGUACAGGAAUUAGUCGAGAUGAAUAUAUUGCAAAUGUUGCCAAGGAUAUAGAAAACAAAAUACCGCAAGUCUUUGAUCUCAACCAGAUACGGAAAGGUUUUGGACCACACAUAUCCCCCACAACUGUGGUGCUGUUGCAGGAACUGGAACGUUUUAAUAAGCUGAUCAUUCGAAUGGCAAAGUCAUUGGCUGAGCUGCAAUGUGCCUUGGCUGGAGAGGUUGGAAUGAGCAGUGAGCUGGAUGAUGUAGCUCGGGCUCUCUUUAAUGGACAGAUUCCUGGAAUCUGGCGGCGGCUGGCCCCCGACACGCUCAAAACACUUGGAAACUGGAUUACUUUCUUUAGAGCUCGGUAUAACCAGUACACCAGCUGGGUUAAGGAGCAGGACCCCAAGGCCAUGUGGCUCUCAGGCCUCCAUGUCCCUGAAUCUUACCUGACAGCUCUCGUUCAAGCCACCUGCAGGAAAAACAAGUGGCCCCUGGAUCACUCCACCCUCUACACAGAGGUCACCAAGUACCAGACUGCAGAAGACAUCACUGAAGGGGCUACUCAGGGCUGCUUUGUUUCUGGUCUGUUUCUGGAGGGAGCAGACUGGGACACAGAGCACAGCUGCCUUGCCAAAAGCAAGCCCGGGGUCCUGGUGGUGGAGUUGCCCAUUCUGAAGAUAAUCCCUAUUGAAGCACACAGGCUCAAGCUCCAGAACACCCUCCGGACACCUGUGUACACAACCUCCCUGAGAAGGAAUGCCAUGGGGGCUGGCCUUGUUUUUGAAGCUGAUCUUUACACUACAAAGCACAUUUCCCAUUGGGUCCUGCAAGGCGUUUGUCUCACCUUGAAUGCAGACUGACAGGCUGAAGUUG